CACAACACGACCGCUCGGGGUUUGGUUGUAGCGCUUUGUGAUCCGCCGGGUAUGUUUGAAUCGACUUGUACUGUAAUCAUAUGACGUGAAUCGUUUAACGAGUACUUUACACGUUAAAGAGUGUAACGCGUCUUUCUGGGAACGGCGACGUCUGCGGUGCGUGACUUCAUCAGUAGAAUAAGCUCGAUUACACGUGUAUUUUAGUCCGCAUUUUAGAUUGCAUCAAUCAUGGACGCGUCCAUUUAUUUAUGUGUUUUCUCGCUCUGCACGUGUCUUGCUUUCGGUAAACCGACUAUUAGGAAAGAGCGAGUUCACCACGAGCCUGAACUGAGCAGACAAGAGCACGAGGACAACCAGAGCUACCAAUACGAUCACGAGGCCUUUUUGGGCAAAGAAGAGGCGACCACCUUUGAUCAGCUCACCCCAGAGGAGAGCAAAGAUAGAUUGGGAAAAAUCGUUGACCGCAUUGACAGCGAUGGCGAUGGAUAUAUCACCACCGAGGAACUCAAGGCCUGGAUCAAGAGAGUACAGAAACGUUACGUCUAUGAGAAUGUGGCAAAGGUCUGGAGUGAUUACGACCUGAACAAAGACAAUAAGAUCUCAUGGGAUGAAUACAAGCAAGCAACCUAUGGCUACUACCUGGCCAACCCCGAGGAGUUUGAGGAUUCGACUGAUCAGUUCAGUUUCAAGAAGAUGCUCCCUCGGGAUGAACGCAGGUUCAGGACGGCAGAUUUGGACAGUGACCUGGCUGCGGAGCGAGAGGAGUUCACAGCUUUCCUUCACCCGGAGGAGUUCGAUCACAUGAAGGACAUUGUGGUUCUUGAAACUCUGGAGGACAUUGACAAGAAUGGAGAUGGUCAUGUAGAUGAAGAUGAAUACAUAGCUGACAUGUUUGGAAAUGAAGAUAAUGGUCCAGAACCAGCCUGGGUGAAGACCGAGAGGGACCAAUUUUCAGACUUCAGAGAUAUCAACAAAGACGGGAAGAUGGACCAGGAGGAGAUUCGUCUAUGGAUUCUCCCACAGGACUAUGAUCACGCUCAGGCCGAGGCCAGACACUUAGUGUACGAGUCGGACACAGAUAAGGAUCAGAUGCUCACCAAAGAAGAAAUUCUGGAGAAUUGGAACAUGUUCGUAGGCAGCCAGGCCACCAACUACGGUGAAGACCUGACCAGGAACCACGAUGAGCUGUGAGCCCAACUCAAGAGGAUGAGACUCUAACCGCAUAAAGGCCUAGUGAGAACAAGUGUGUCCUGGCCUGAAGCUCUGUGGUAUCUUUGGAACCAAUCAGAAGCCAUUUUUACUGACUGAUCUCUAUUGCAGCUCUACCUCACAGACUGGACAUAGAGGACCUGAGAGUCUGAAGCACUGGUGACCAUGAUCCCACAUCCAGAUCUCCUAUACUCUAUGUUCCUAAUGUGGGUGAUCAAGAAGCUGCUCUUGGUUGAACAAGCUGCUACAGACGUCUUCAGCCAAAACCAAGUCUUUUCUAUCAUACACAUUUUUUUGUUUUGUUUGGAAGCAAACAAGCAGUCAUAGGAUGAAACCUGUAUCCGUGGUGCCCAAAAUUGUGUGUUGUCAAUGUAUUGGAACAAAUGAGAGAUAUGAACUGUAUUUAUUUAGAAUAUAAAUGAGAUGAAAUGAUACAGCCACGUUUUUAUAUUGUUGAUUUAGACUUUUUUUACACUAUUUGUGAAAUACUAAUAUUGGCCAGUAUCACUGUCACACUUUGCUGCCUCGGAUGCAAUAUGUAAUGAACUUUUACUGUGUUUUUCCCCCAAUGUGGUUUAUUUUUGGCUUAUGUUUGUCUCAUUUCAUUUUAAUUGUAGAUCCACUGAUACACUACACAGCCAACUGUUUGUCUUCAGAAAUUUUAUUAGCCUGCAUGUUUGGUUAGUGCUUAUUUUCUAUCUUGGCUAUAAGACAAAGUAUUACACAGGCAGUUUUAACUAUAUACUUGUAAUUUAUUAAAAGAGGUGAUCUAAUGUGUUAACAGUUA
Molecule: messenger RNA, 1996 nt
Organism: Triplophysa dalaica
Lineage: Eukaryota; Metazoa; Chordata; Actinopteri; Cypriniformes; Nemacheilidae
Gene: rcn1
Product: reticulocalbin 1, EF-hand calcium binding domain
Exons: 6
Coding region: 229-1191 (320 amino acids)
Cellular component (GO): endoplasmic reticulum
Molecular function (GO): calcium ion binding
Source: RefSeq, a predicted model, not a curated record